Molecule: messenger RNA, 1789 nt
Organism: Photinus pyralis (common eastern firefly)
Lineage: Eukaryota; Metazoa; Arthropoda; Insecta; Coleoptera; Lampyridae
Gene: DCAF12
Product: DDB1- and CUL4-associated factor 12
Exons: 6
Coding region: 186-1550 (454 amino acids)
Cellular component (GO): Cul4-RING E3 ubiquitin ligase complex
Molecular function (GO): protein binding
Source: RefSeq, a predicted model, not a curated record
GCAAAAUAGUUGGGCUUUGUACAAACUUUAGGCGAAUGCUGUGGUUUUUAGUUUUGUGGUUAUAAUUUACUAUGACUUGAAAGUAAAUACCAGCCUUAUUUGUUAGAAUGAAUUGGUCAGAUGCUACGUAAAGCGCUUAGGUUUGAGCGAAAAAGGGCUAAAUUCGCGUGACCCUGCGUUGGAGAAUGUCUAAAACACGUAUGGUUUCAAUUUAUGGAUGUAGAUCGUCUUGCUCCUUUAAUUAUCGAAUUCAAGAACGCAGGACUCGCGCGAAAGCCCUACGCCUGGAACAUAAUCGCAAACCAGACAAACCGGAGGACUUCAUAACGUACGAGGAUAGUGACAGUGAAGAAGAGACUUCAGCCGUAAUAAACGAAGUUUUAAGUACCUCCUAUAACUUUGUGGAUUAUGUGCGUACUAGAGAGUUUUUAAGUAAAGAUGUACGAACUAUUAACCAAGAUUUCGGAUCGAGACACAUACUAACUCACGAAAUGUUUAAAGAGACUCCCAUUAAUUUGGGAAAUAUGAAUAAAGUUUUUUGUUCUCAGUGGCUUAGUGAUAGACAGGUAGUUUUCGGUACUAAAUGCAAUAAGUUAAUGGUUUAUGAUGUAGUAACUCGUUCGUUAGAUCAAAUACCGUCUUUAAUUAGCAGACGAGACGCUCACGGAGGCGAUCAACAACAGUGUGGGAUACAUUCUGUACAAAUUAAUCCUUCCCGUUCGCUGUUAGCAACUGGCGCACGAAAUACUUGUGAUAUUGCAAUAUAUAGAUUACCCACACUGGAUCCUAUCUGUAUUGGUGAAAAUGCACAUCGCGACUGGGUCUUUGAUAUGUGCUGGUUAGACGAUCAAUUCUUAGUAAGUGGUUCGAGAGACACAAAGAUGUCCCUUUGGCAAAUAACACCAGAUAUGAUAGACGAAAAGCAAGAAAUGCCCACAUAUCAGCACGUUUCUGCUUUGGCAUUAAAAGAAUGUCGCACUGCUCAAAAAGUUCGUGCUUUGACAUUCAAUAAGAGUUUUAAAGAGAUUGCCGCCCUAUCAUUGAACGGCUAUAUCCACAUUUGGAACGCAGAGACGUUUAGGCAAAAGCUAUCCAGAAAGCUGCCAUCGGCGCAGGAAAACGUGUGUUUGGCGGUGCAAGACAACGGAUUAUAUGCUAUUGGAUGUCGAUCGUACACCUUACUUUUAGACUGUAGAACUCUUCAGGCUGUUAAGAAGGUGUCGUCGCGGUAUUCGGGUUGUGGUAUUAGGUCAGUCAGCUUUCAAGGUGAUAUAUUAACUAUAGGAACCGGAUUGGGGAUGCUCAUGUUCUAUGAUCUGAAGGCAGGCAAAUAUCUCGAAUCGAGUAUAAAUUCAUCACGAACCGUUGUACUUAAAACAAGCAAAGGUCAUGUGUUUCCCGAUGAGGAAUAUGUGGAUAACAUUCAGAAUGUAAAGUAUGUGCCUGCGAUAUAUACACAUUCUUACGAUUCAAGUGGCACGAGACUAUUUACCGCAGGCGGUCCGUUACCUGUUACAUUAACAGGAAAUUAUGCAGGCUUAUGGCAAUAACAGUGGAUCGCUCUUACAUAUUUUAUUAGAUGCAAUUUUACUUUUUAAAAUUUGAUUUUUAUUUAUAUUAUGUACAAUGUUUUUAUAAAACCCAUAAGCAUGUGCACCUGAUUUUAUACUGUAUUUUUAUAUUACAUAUACCUAUAAGGAUUGUACAAGAAUUUCCCUGAUAAUGUAUUGUAAGAUUUAAUUUUAGUUAUUUUAAAAAAAAUCACAAAUAAUCGUUAUUUAUUCUACAA